This is a messenger RNA of Trichobilharzia regenti, 2819 nucleotides long. The record is from the annotation of a GenBank genome assembly. Lineage: Eukaryota; Metazoa; Platyhelminthes; Trematoda; Strigeidida; Schistosomatidae.
GUUGAAUAUGUAGUGACCAAUUAGAAUUUGAGGCGCUACGUCCAUGGGUAAGCGGCGUGGUUCCAGAAAGAAAGGUAGGAUGUUUCCCCUGAAAGUCACCAAUAAGUGUAGGAUGUGUUGAGUUUGAUGAUGGGGAAGAUAUGGUGGACGUUAAAAUCCUGAAUACAGGGCGCGUGAAUUUGAAGAACAAGCAUCGACGUCUUAAAAAGUCAUUGAAAAAUCUCGACAGCGUACAUUUUCUCAAUGUUUGCAGUGAUUAUUUGGUUGCAAAAUCACCAGAAACUGACAAGGUAUUGCCGGAUAUUUUGCCACACUCGUGUAGCAGCGCUGAACUUCUUAAUCUUCUCAGUACUUUCGUAAAUAGGUACAUCGAUGUAUUUAACGCAAAACUAUCAAGAAUUGAGUUGCGUCAGUUUUAUGAUACUAUGGCGUAUGUUACUUUUCAGAUUGCCCCAUACGUUUGUCAACCUGCAGUUGAGAAAUGCUCCGACAAAAGUUUUCGGCCCAAGUAUCAACCUUUGUGGGGUGUGUAUGAACGUUUUGCUGUUAAUCGCCUGCCCGGUGGUUUUCCUCUUCCUUCAUGGGCCUGGUGUGCAAUCAAAGAAGAGUCAAUGCCUAAAAAGUCCAGAAAUUCUUCUAGUCUGCCAAAACAAGAUCGGAAACUGUUGAAAGCACUUAAAAGCUAUCAAACAGGACAUAUACAAAGACUGGUAUCGGUUUCACGCUCAGCUUCUAGCGCACCAGACCGUUGGAGAAGUGGCAUACCAGCUCCACCAAUGGCUAGGAUGGAAUGUCGUGGAGUCGACCAGGUCUUAGGUUUGCUUUGUCGCUUACCAGAUCUUAUACAUGUAAAGAAUGACAAGUAUUCACAUUUAGAUGUGAUAUCAUCUGAACCACCAGUAGUGUGUCUACGAUAUUCUUGUAUCGCUGCGGAGUUAGUCCCAAAGGACACUCGCCCUAGUGACCUGGAAAAUGUUUCAGAUCAGUUGUUAGAUAUCGCUCCUUAUGGCAAGUUUGUUGUUCGUUUGGUUAAUCGAACGCUCAUAUUACACCAUAUGGGUAAAAUUAUACAAGAAGACCUUUGCCUUACACCACUGCCGAGUUCAUAUGUUCAGGUAAGUCGUAUUACUUUACUAGGCUUGCUAAAAGAUACCACUAGUAUAUAUGUUUAAUCAAGAACUUUAUAUGACAGGUGGUCAAACUAAGUUUCUGGAAGCCUGAGAUUUUGAAUUGGCAUUUCUAUCUUAACUAAAGUCGUUAAUAUUAGCGGUCUUCUGCAAGAAUGAUCUUAAGAGACACUCGUCUCCAAUCAUAACUUGCUACAUUAAAGUCUGGCUGUUUGAGUCGAACUGUAUUCGCAGUUUGAUAUAGAAGUCCAGAUACACGAUGUGAAACAAUUUUCACCAGUAAGUAGUUUAGUUUCAACUAGGUUUCCACACGUACAUGUGCAUGUACACUUCUUGUAAUACUCCUUUCCACGUAACGAAAAAAUUUGGUCAUUUUUAUAUCCUGUUUUGUCUCUGUCAAUACUUGUCCACUGGUAUGCUUUUUGACUAAUAGUAAAUGUUGGUGUUAUGCUGUCAUUUAUUUUAUGAGACUUUAUUUGUUUAGAUGAAUUUUGAUUUUCCUAUUAGUUAAUGUAACCGCAAUGUCCGGUCUCUGUUGACAUGUCAACUCCUAGUUACGGAUGCUUCAAUUUUAUUGGAUGAUUAACAUGGAGUAAUUUGGUGGAUGGUGACUUGCAGGGAAAUCCAGGAUGCACAUUUCCUCCUACUUGAAACUCGUCUGCUAGUUGUGCGUGUAAUCCUCAGUAAGUGAUGUCCCCACUGAAACUCGAACCUAAUACCCUUCGCUUCAAACGCUAGAGCGUAAUCCACUAGGCAUGUCAACAAAGGUCGAACAUUUCGGUCCUGUCAGUCAACGGGAAAAUCAAAAUUGAGUUGAAUAAUAACUGAUGCGCUUUGCACACAAGAUGGCUUCCGUAGCCCAAGUGGUCUAGUGAAUUUGAAACGAAGAGUGUUGGCCUGGAAUCUCAGUGGGAACAUCACUCACUGACGAUUACACACUCACAACCACCUAAGGAGCUCCAAAUAGGAGGAAAUAUGCAUCCUGAAUUUCACUGUUAGUCACUAUCCUUCAAGCUGUUUCAUGAAAUAUUAUUGUAAUGGUUUUACUCAAAUAAUAGGAAACUAGAUUUUGCGGAAAAGACUUGUGUUUGGUGAUAUUGUAAUCAUCGGUAGGAUUUUGUGCUUUAACAUCCCUGGUUUUGACGACGUAUUAGCUUUAAAAAUGUUUCGUAGACACAUUCAGUUAGAUUACGUACUCUUAGAGCUUACUACCUUUCAUUGAACAAAUUCUUAGCUUUCUCAGCUGAGUAGCACUUCCAACCGCUCUUAUCAGUAUUCAUUAGAAUUAAUUUUUUCUUUAAUUGUAUUAACACUUGUUUUUACUACUUUUGUAAUAUCUGUAGUGAAUUUAUAAGAUACAUAACGUCUAAAAGAGGGAAUCUGAUCAGUAUUCCGCAUAAUAUAAAUUACUCUUACUCUAGAUCACUAUUGCCAGUUGUCGAAACUGUGACCGAAAUGCAAUUUACUUCUAAUCUUACAUCUUGUGAACUUGAUUUAAAACUAAAUUUAUGUAGUGAUCUCACUUUGCUUGUUUGUAACAGUACCAUUGCUUUGCAUGUAGGUAUAAACUACUCAGUGAGAUACUGAUUUAGCUUUUACGACAUAAUGAGGCCUAUAAAUAUAUACUGAACAUCUGCAUUAUACUAUUUCAAUACAGAUAAAGUAGGGUUUAGUCACGAAAUAAAAUGUUUG